Lathyrus oleraceus (garden pea) is the source of this 2136-nucleotide messenger RNA. Its product is annotated as glycine-rich cell wall structural protein 1.8-like. The record is from RefSeq and is a predicted model, not a curated record. Lineage: Eukaryota; Viridiplantae; Streptophyta; Magnoliopsida; Fabales; Fabaceae. The coding region runs from base 1 to 2136 and encodes 711 amino acids. The transcript has a single exon.
AUGUCUAAACGUUCACGUAAUGUUGUAAUGCAUGUUGUUCUAUUACUGAUAAUAGUAAUUGGGAUAGGAGAAGGAAGUAAAGUUCAAAACUGUGGCGGUAGAGAAAAAGGUCAAGGUGCGGGAGGAAGUGGUGUUAGUGUAGGAGGAGGUUCUAGUAUUGGAGUUGGUGGAGAUGCUAAGGGAGGUGGAAUUGGUGUUGGCGGAGGUGCACGUGGAGGAGGGGGAGUUGGUGCUGGAGAAAAUAUAGGAGGAGGUGUUGGCGUUGGAGGAGGUGGCGGAGGAAGUUCACGAGGAGGUGUUGGUGCUGGAGGAAGUUUAGGAGGAGGAGUUGGUGUUGGAGGAGGUGUUGGUGGGGGAGUCGGUGCUGGAAGUGGUGUUGGUGCUGGGGGAGGUGCAACAGGAGGUGUUAGUGGAAAUGUUGGAGGAGGUGCUGGUGUGGGAGAAAAUGUUGGAGGAGGUAUUGGUGCGGGAGGAGGUGCAACAGGAGGUGUAGGCGGGGGAGGAGGUGUAAUAGGAAAUGUUGGUGGAGGUGUAACAGGAAGUGUUGGUGUAGGAGGAGGUGUUGAUGGAAGUGCAGGAGGAGUCGGUACUGGAGGAGGUAUUGGAGGAGGUGCAACAGGAGGUAUUGGUGGAAAUGUUGGAGGAGGUACUGGUGCGGGAGGAGGUGCAACAGGAGGUGUAAGUGGGGGAGGAGGUGCAACAAGAGGUGUUGGUGGAGGUGCAACAGGAGGUGUUGGUGGAAGUGCAGGAGGAGUCGGUACUGGAGGAGGUAUUGGAGGAGGUGCAACAGGAGGUAUUGGUGGAAAUGUUGGAGGAAGUGCUGGUGCGGGAGGAAAUGUUGGAGGAGAUACUGGUGCGAGAGGAGGUGCAACAGGAGGUGUAGGUGCGGGAGGAGGUGCAAUAGGAAGUGUUGGUGGAGGUGUCAGUGCCGGAGGAGGUGCACCAGGAGGUGUUGGUGUGGGAGGAGGUGCAAUAGGAGGUGCUAGUGCAGGAGGAGGUGUUGGUGGAAGUGCAGGAGGAGUCGGUACUGGAGGAGAUGCAACAGGAGGUAUUGGUGGAAAUGUUGGAGGAGGUACUGGUGCAGGAGGAGGUGCAACAGGAGGUGUAAGUGGGGGAGGAGGUGCGACAAGAGGUGUUGGUGGAGGUGCAACAGGAGGUGUUGGUGCAGGAGGAGGUGUUGGUGGAAGUGCAGGAGGAGUCGGUACUAGAGGAGGUAUUGGAGGAGGUGCAACAAGAGGUAUUGGUGGAAAUGUUGGAGGAAGUGCUGGUGCGGGAGGAAAUGUUGGAGGAGAUACUGGUGCGGGAGGAGGUGCAAUAGGAAGUGUAGGUGCGGGAGGAGGUGCAAUAGGAAGUGUUGGUGGGGGUGUCAGUGCCGGAGGAGGUGCAACAAGAGGUGCUGGUGCGGGAGGAGGUGCAACAGGAGGUGCUGGUGCAGAAGGAGGUGUUGGUGGAAGUGCAGGAGGAGUCGGUACUGGAGGAGGUGUAACAGGAGGUGUUGGUGGAAGUGCGGGAGGAGUCGGUGCUGGAGGAGGUGCAACAAAAGGUGGUAGAAGUACAGGAGGAGCCGGUGUUGGAGGAGGUGCAACAGGAGGUGUUGGUGGAAAUGCAGGAGGAGGUGUUGGUGGAAGUGCAGGAGGAAGAAUCGGUAUUGGAGGAGGGGUUGGUGCGGUAGAAGGUGUUGGUGGAAGUGCAGGAAGAGGAGUCGGUGUUGGAGGAGGAGUCGGUGCUGGAGCUGGAGGAGGUGUUGGUGGAAGUGUUGGAGGAGGUGCUUGGACGAGAGGAGGAGUUGCAGUAGGAGGUGUUGGUGAAAGUAUAAGAGGAAGAGUAGUCGGUGUUGUAGGAGGUGCUAGUGCAACAAGUAUUGGUGGAAGUGUAGAAGGAGAAGUCGGUGUUGGAGGAGGUGCUAGUACGGGAGGAAGGACAACAGGAGGUGUUGGCAUAAGUGGAAGAGAAAGAGUCCGUGUUGGAGGAGGUGUUAGUGCGGGAGGAGCUGUAACGGAAGAUGUUAGGGGAAGUGCAGGAGAAAAAGUCAUCGCUAGAGAAGGGGUUGAAGGAGGUAUUAAUGCGGAAGGAGUUACAAUAGGAGUUGUCGGUGAAAAAGCAAGAGGAAAGAAAAGAGAUGGCCGUCAAACCUAA